Penicillium digitatum Pd1 is the source of this 1188-nucleotide messenger RNA. RefSeq lists its product as uncharacterized. The record is from RefSeq and is a predicted model, not a curated record. Lineage: Eukaryota; Fungi; Ascomycota; Eurotiomycetes; Eurotiales; Aspergillaceae.
AUGCUCGGGCUAAGCGACGGCAGUUCCAGGUCCUUCAGGGUGCUGCCUCUUGUCUUGGCGGUGAUUUUGCUGAAUAGCCCAGCUCCAGUGGUUUUCGGAUUGAAAACUACACAGGGUUCACCCUGCACCGAUGUGUGCGGCACAAUAACCAACACCACCUCUUCCGAGAUUACGUGUGUGGAUCAGUCGUACAAUCGAACAUCAGUAGGUGAACGUUUCAAAAACUGUGUCUCCUGCCAGUUGGACAGCAAGUUCAACGACGAGGACACUGGAGAGUCGGAUGUGAACUGGGGACUCUAUAACCUGCGCUACGCCUUUUCAACCUGUGUGUUUGGAUCACCAGACUCAAUUUCAAACCUCUCGUCACCAUGCCCAGUUGCAUGCGACGGCGUGCGUGUAGCAGUUGAAACCAACAUUGAAGACCCAGACACGUCGAAUUUGGACUCGUGGUGUGACGCCCCAUCGUUCGCAGAUAACGUUGUCAACACCUGCGAGUUCUGCUACAACUUGACAACCUCUCAAGUUUACAUGGCAAACUUCCUCGAGUCCAUCCGCUACAACUGCCAUUUUAAGACAGUAACUGGCAAGACCUUCGACAUAGCUCCAACAAGAAUCUUCACCCAAUCCCUCCUCCCCUCAAGCCUCUCUCUCACAACACCCUUUUCGAAAAUCUCAAAGCUGGAUCUGGCAGUGGUGAUUGCCGUGCCCGUUAUAGGAUUCCUAAUCCUUGUCGUGAUGAUAGCGACAUGUUGCUUCUUCUUCUUCCGAUAUAAACGCAAGAAGGCCCAUCGGAGCCGCCAGGCGGCGAAUCCAUACAAUCAUUGGAAUGGUGCAUUGCCGACCAGCGUGCAGCAGCAGCAAGCCUGGGCUGAGCAACAGAUGUACAACCCCGGCGGGUAUGGGCAAGGGGCAGGCUUCGGGUUUGUUGAUAAUGAUGGCCGUGGACAGGAGCUUGCGUAUGGCCAUGGCCAAGACCAACAGUACCAGCAGCACUUCCAGGGUCACGAUAAGCCCGGCUUCUCACAGGAGAUUAUUGAGGAGUCUGCUCAACAGCCGCAGCAGGAACUUGCUCAGGGUCCUGGUCACACUCACACGUUUGAGCAGAAUCAGAAGGGCCAACAUCCUGAGGCUCCUGCUCACCCUCAGGUCUUGGAACCGGAUCGAAAGGACCCUCAGCAGUGGCAGUGA